AUGGCGGUGACGCCCGCAUUUUCCGAAUUCGAAGUCUUGGUGUUCGACAUUGAGGGGACCGUCUGCUCCAUCUCAUUUGUCCAUGAUGUUCUCUUCCCCUACGCACUAGAUACGCUAUCCGGACACCUUGACCAAAACUGGGACAGCUCGAGCUUUGCCCAGUAUCGUGAUGCCUUCCCUGCCGAAUAUCGAAAUGAUCGAGUCGCCCUGGAAGCACAUGUUCGCGAUCUGAUUGCGAGGGACGUCAAGGCACCGUACCUCAAAGCUCUUCAAGGUCACCUGUGGAAACAGGGCUACGAGUCAGGAGAGAUCAAGGCGCCCCUCUUCCCCGACGUGGCUCCUCUCAUCACUGCAGCCCACGCUGUCGGCAAGAAAAUCAUCAUAUAUUCGUCCGGUUCAGUCCCAGCCCAGAAACUGCUUUUUGCCCAUACCAGCGCCACCCCCCCCGACCUCACGCCGCUUAUCACUGGAUUUUUCGAUACUGUUAAUGCCGGCCCAAAGACAGAACCAGGCAGCUAUGCCACCAUCCUCGCCAGCUACCCGGAUAUCGCCCCUUCCCGCUGGCUUUUCUUGAGCGAUAACCUCAAAGAGGUCAGCGCGGCGUUGACAUCUGGGAUGGUGAGCCUGCCAGUCACGCGUCCCAAGAACGCCCCAUUUCCACCAAACGAUCAACUGGCCCAGCUUGCCAUUCCUGACUUCAGCCCCGAGUCCAAUGACCGAAUUCGUGCUUCACUGAAAGCCUUAGGUAACUUUCCAUAG
Molecule: messenger RNA, 759 nt
Organism: Purpureocillium takamizusanense
Lineage: Eukaryota; Fungi; Ascomycota; Sordariomycetes; Hypocreales; Ophiocordycipitaceae
Gene: UTR4
Product: Acireductone synthase
Exons: 3
Coding region: 1-759 (252 amino acids)
Molecular function (GO): acireductone synthase activity; magnesium ion binding
Source: RefSeq, a predicted model, not a curated record